GGGUGAUUGCCACUGAUCGUUACCUAUUCUUUGCGCUCUGAGCGCGAUCGGGAAAAAGGCACAAUGACACCCAACGGCAUGUUCUUGCCCUUUCUAUAUCCGUGUCUGUACACGUCAAGGAGCAAUGCGCCGCGAGUGUUGAGGACUUCUUUGCAACUCGGACGACCGAAGAGAAAGCUUCAAUGCCUGACGAAAAGGCACAUCGCAACAGUCUCCAGCACCCAGGGAGGACAUGAGGAUGAGAGCUUCGACGACACACCGGAAAGUGAGCUCGAUCGAUUGGACCCACCACCCGACUCAUACUCCAUCACACCCUUCACCGACCGAUGUUCGAUCGUCCUGAAUGCAGGCGCUGGAGGCCACGGCUGUAUCAGUUUCUUGCGCGAGAAAUACAUCGAGAAUGGUCCGCCUAAUGGUGGUGAUGGAGGAACAGGAGGAAAUAUCUAUAUCCAGGCCGUGCAAGGCGAGACCUCAUUGCACAAGCUUGCGCGACGAGGAAUUCUAAAAGCUGGUCGUGGAAAGAACGGUCAAGGAAAAGGUCAAGGAGGAACAAGAGGAGAGGACAUCUUGAUCACCGUACCGGUCGGUACUAUCGUUCGAGAGGUGUGGCGACACGACCCUAUCGCAGAGGAAGAGCUGGCAGACAAGAGAGCAAAGGCCAUGGGUGCAGAUGCCAACUGGGACAACGAACAACCAGGAGUCGUCGACAAUACCCGCAAAUGGAGACGAGACAAAUGGCUGCUAUUCCCUGGCGCCAUGCCACAAUCUUUCACCUCCGCCGACUUCCCUCCUCUACCUCGACCUCGUAGAUCGCAAAUCGCCAUGGCCCAACCUCCGGCACCGAUACGUUUGGAUCUGGAUGCACCAAUGGAAGCCCCUCAACUUCUCGCUGCUGGAGCAAUGGGUGGUCUAGGAAACCCCCAUUUCGUGACAAAGAGUAUCACCCGCCCGAAAUACGGCACUAAAGGCGACGAGGGCAUGAAAGUCGAAAUCCAACUCGAACUCAAACUCCUCGCAGACGUCGGUCUCGUCGGCCUCCCCAAUGCCGGAAAAAGUACCCUCCUCCGCGCCAUCACCAACAGCCGCGCCCGCAUCGGCAAUUGGGCCUUCACAACCCUCCAACCAAACAUCGGCACAGUCGUCCUCGACAACCACAAAGGCCGCCCUUUGGUCGCCCUCUCCGAUCGCAAAAAGGGACCCCCUCGCACCAACUUCACCAUCGCCGACAUCCCCGGCUUAAUCGAAGACGCCCAUCUCGACCGCGGUCUAGGACUCGGCUUCCUCCGCCACAUCGAGCGCGCCGGCAUCCUCGCCUUCGUCAUCGACCUCAGCGCCGGCGACGCCAUCACCGCCCUCAAAGGCCUCUGGAAAGAAGUGGGCCAAUACGAACUCCUCCGCGACCAAGAAGUAAACGCCGAAUCCGAACGCCGCAUCGAAGAGGAAAAAGAACUGGUCCGCUACUCCCCCCUCGUAAAAGCCCAACCCGCAAAUAUCUUCGAAGAUGGCGACACCGUGCUAUUCAACCCCGAUGGCUCUCGCAUCUUACCUGAAUUGAAACUUCCUCCUAUUUCCUCAAAGCCGUGGUUGGUCAUUGCCACAAAGGCCGAUUUACCGGAAACGAGGGAGAAUUUCAAGGCGCUGCAGGAAUAUUUGAAGAAGGUUGGGGAAGGGGUGGAAAUACAUCCUAGUGGGAAGAAAAAUGCUUGGAGGAAGAAGUUGCAUGCGAUUCCUAUUAGUGCCAUUAAAGCGCAGGGUGUGGAGAGAAUCACCCCUAUUGUGGUGGAUCUUUUGGAGAACUAGAAGACCCGGCGAUCACAAGGUUGGCAUAGAGGGGAUGCAUUCAUUGUACGAAUAGAUGUAUCAUAUUGUCUGAACUAGAUUUUUCAUCUUGCACUUCUUAGCUACAGCUACCUGGCCCCUUCCAAGAUAUACUUAUAGUCCUGCAAACAUGAUGCAGACCUCCGAUCUCGAC
Aureobasidium pullulans EXF-150 is the source of this 1972-nucleotide messenger RNA. RefSeq names its product GTP-binding protein Obg/CgtA. Lineage: Eukaryota; Fungi; Ascomycota; Dothideomycetes; Dothideales; Saccotheciaceae. Gene Ontology annotation, cellular component: mitochondrion. The transcript has a single exon. Bases 64 to 1800 code for a protein of 578 amino acids. The record is from RefSeq and is a predicted model, not a curated record. Gene Ontology annotation, molecular function: GTPase activity; GTP binding.